Messenger RNA from Camelina sativa (false flax), 1288 nucleotides. RefSeq lists its product as uncharacterized. NCBI's taxonomy places the organism in Eukaryota, Viridiplantae, Streptophyta, Magnoliopsida, Brassicales, Brassicaceae. The record is from RefSeq and is a predicted model, not a curated record.
AAAAAACAAUUUGGUUAUAGAGUCUUACACAAAAGAAGGAGUACAAAAGUUUUUUUCAACAUGGCCAAAUCUAAUUGGCCAUCUUCAUUUAUGUUGGUCUUAUCCUUGUACAUGUUUUCCAUGGUUGCACAUAUAAGUGCUCAAUACUCUCCACCAACACCACCAUCGUAUGUUUAUCCGCUUCCACCAUAUGCUUACAACAGUCCACCACCAUACGUUUAUAAUCCCCCAUCACCUCCUCCGUAUGUUUACAAAGCUCCACCGCAAUCUCCUCCAUAUAUCUACAGCUCUCCGCCACCACCUCCAUAUGUUUACAAAUCUCCCCCACCACCUCCUUACGUCUAUAGCUCCCCACCACCACCUCCAUAUGUUUACAAGUCUCCCCCACCACUACCCUAUGUCUAUAGCUCCCCACCGCCUCCUCCAUAUGUUUACAAGUCACCACCACCUCCUCCAUACGUACCUCCAUACGUCUACAAAUCUCCUCCACCUCCUCCUUAUGUCUAUAGCACGCCACCACCUCCUCCAUAUGUGUACAAGUCGCCUCCACCACCUCCAUACGUCUACAGUUCUCCGCCACCCCCUCCUUAUGUUUACAAAUCUCCUCCACCACCUCCCUACGUCUAUAACUCGCCACCACCUCCUCCAUAUGUAUACAAGUCUCCUCCUUAUGUCUACAGUUCGCCACCGCCUCCUCCAUAUGUUUACAAGUCUCCUCCUUAUGUAUACAGUUAUCCACCGCCUCCUCCAUAUGUUUACAAGUCUCCUCCUUAUGUCUACAGUUCGCCACCGCCUCCUCCAUAUGUUUACAAGUCUCCUCCUUAUGUAUACAGUUAUCCACCGCCUCCUCCAUAUGUUUACAAGUCUCCUCCUUAUGUCUACAGUUCGCCACCACCUCCUCCAUAUGUUUACAAGUCUCCACCUCCAUAUGUCUAUAGCUCUCCACCACCUUAUGUCUAUAGCUCUCCUCCAUAUGUAUACAAGCCUCCUCCUUAUGUCUAUAGCUCUCCGCCACCUCCAAGUUAUAGCUAUAGCUCUCCCCCUCCACCGAUAUACUAACCAUAUAUAUACUUGAUGAAGUGAACCUCGAAGGAAGAUUGUAUUUAAUAAGNUCCACGGUUUAAAAAGCUUUUUCUUUCGAGACUUCAACAUAUAAGAAAUGUACUGAAAUAUUUAUGUGCAUUUGCACUAUGGGUUGUUUGCUUUUGAUGUUGUUUCCCCUUCUAAUAGAUCAAUGUUUUGUUUUCCAUUUAUAACUAUUGAAUAAAUUUAAUAUUUUAAAGAAUAA